Messenger RNA from Chara braunii, 2644 nucleotides. The record is from the annotation of a GenBank genome assembly. NCBI's taxonomy places the organism in Eukaryota, Viridiplantae, Streptophyta, Charophyceae, Charales, Characeae.
GGGAGAAGGCAUUCCUCUCAAAACCCGUCGGCUGCGACGGUCCUCUCGUCGUCCGGUACCGGGUUCCCCGCUCUCCCCGCUCUCCCCGCCUCGCGUGCGCGUAUCUGUCACUGCCACCCGCAGCGCUCAUCGUCAUUCAUCUUGACUACCGGUAGCCUACUCAAACGCUACCAGCAGGUAGAGCGGUGGAGCUUCCUGGCUGCUCAUCCGAUCACCUGCCGGGCGACGUUCUUUUUGCGCGCGAGGAUUCUACUUCGCCGGGCGGUUGGCCUCGUCGACUACCGCACGCAGCGCGGCACGAGCGAGAGAAAGGGGGAGGCAAGGCAGAUAGCGGGAGCAUCGGUGAAUCGCCAGGCGAGACUCUACCGCAGUAACCCGCGAUGGCGAACGCCUCCACUGGCAUAGGUGUGAACGACUGUUGCAAGCUGAGGUUUCUGGAGCUGAAGGUGAAAAAGACCGCGCCGUAUAUCAUUUUUAAGAUCGACGAAGCGAAGCAUGAAGUGACGGUCGACCAGAUCGGAGCAUCUGGGGAGAGCUUCGAGGAUUUCGCGAAAGCGCUUCCAGAGGGAGAAUGUCGAUAUGCGGUUUACGACUACGAGUUCACAAAUGCGGAUAACUGCAAGAAAACCAAGAUCUUCUUCAUCUCCUGGUGCCCUUGUACAGCAAAGGUGAAAGCAAGGAUGAUUUACGCUGCGUCAAAGGAGCGAUUCCGCAGGGAGUUGGAUGGGAUUCAGUUGGAGCUUCAGGCAACUGAUGCGUCAGAAUUGGAUGUUGAAUUGAUGAGGGAGAAAGUCUACUGAAGAGGUGUGUGGUCCUGGAGGCCUCUCCGCUGAAUCUAUGGGAGUUGAGGUCUGGUAAUGAUAUACCUACAUAGUAUCCGGGUUUUGUUUUGGGAACAAGUUUGCCGACGAGGUGGGGCAUUGUGAAUGGCGGCUUAUUUCUGUGACCUCGGGUCUUCGUGCAUCUCAGCGUCUAUAGAGAGUGUCGAUGGGACCUGGUAAGUAAUCGAAGGGGAAUCACUUAGGCAAGGGACUGUGAGGGACUGUGAGGAACUUGUAUUGCAAGUGGAGAGGGGUGUAUUGCUGGGGAUGGGCGGUGUGUCUAGCCUGGAUGGAGAGAGAGAGAGAGAGAGAGGAUGGCAGAAGGCGAGGGUUCAAUAAGGUGGGGGUAAGUAACGGAAUCGUUUGUUGUGAGAUGUGACGUGGAGUGAGGGGAGACAUGUGUUGUGUGUGAGAGAAGCGUGGAACCUGUUUGGACUCCAGAUGGAAUUCACCCAUUGAAGAUCCUCCGCACAUAGAAGAGAUGGAACAUGGGUGGGAGGUGGUGCCCGUCGUCUGUUGGCAUCAAAGUCUACAGAGCGUAUUGGCAUCGGACCAGGGUGCCUCUUUUGCAAAGCUGUUUAUGGCAGUGUGGGUAAGAGGUCGGGAUCGUGGGAAUUAUUUGGUGGUUUUGGUGCUGAUCUGUCUUCUUUUUUUUCGUCUUUUCUAUGCCCUGUUCUGCUUAAAGUGGUGGUUGAUGGCCAGAAUGGGGCUACAUCUUUAAGGGUUUUGAUUGCAGUUCGCUGGAUUGUAAUAGUCACUGUGGUCAAUUCAAUGUCAGCGCAUGAGCAUCAGUGCUUCUGAGGGCUUGUGCUCCUGCUCAGACAUGGCGGCAUAUUCGAGCACAACAGAUUAUUUCUUGCCUGUUUAGGCUUUGACUCCGUCACUUGUCUGGUAGAGAUGGAGGUGGCAAUUUAAAGCCCUCUGCAUGUGUGUGUGUGUGUGUGUGUGUGUGUGUGUGUGGAUUGCAGGGUAAUAUGACAGCAAACAUGACAACACACUCGGGAGUGAAAAACGGUGAACGGAAAAAGUUUGGUACAGAAGCCAAGUUCGUUGCCGUGUUUGCUUUUUUUCUGUGGUUUUGCGUGUAGCAAACAUGGCAACGAACACACACACACUGCAUUAUGGAAGCGGAAGGCAUGGACACCUGACUGCGUACGGAAGCCUGUGCGUGUGGACGUAUCCAACGCCGUCACUUUAUUUCCCCAUCAAGCAGAGACCUACCACCAGUGCAUUAUGCCACUGGCAGCAAUGGGUUGUCAUAGAAUUGUCUCGAGGGGAGAGGAAAAGUGCUGCAGAGCCCUUGUCGAAUAACAUUUCAGAGGCUUCUUUAUCCAUGGACUUCCUUUUCGGGGCGCGAUGGCCCAUGUGCCUGCCUGCAAUCGUUUCUGUAGUUUUCCUUUGUCCCAGACGUUCUCAGCUCCAUAUAGCAGCAGAUGAAAAAGAGGGGUAUAUGGUGGACGGUGGUGGUCUUUUCUGCUCAGCGUCUGAGGUAAUGAUGCCCAUAUUUCUGCUCCUUCCAUUCCGUACAUUGUUGGGCCUCGUGGGCGGGCAAUGCGAUGUGUGACAUGGACAGCAUCCUGUGAAGAUGCAUGAAUGUGAUUCAUGUGUGUGAGCUUGACGUUCUUGUUGCUCAUGUUGUCCGCCGUGGAAGGGCGUUAGCUUUGUUCUCCUCUUGAGCUCGUGUCCCCUGAACGUUGUGUGCACACGUCCCUUCCGCCUUGAUUGCUAUAAAAGAUGUCUUACAGCUCUGAAGAGACUGAAGACUCUGAACGUUGAAACCUCCAGUGCUUCUUGAAGUUGUGCCCGUUAACAAGCCACAAAUU